This is a messenger RNA of Drosophila arizonae, 830 nucleotides long. RefSeq lists its product as uncharacterized. The record is from RefSeq and is a predicted model, not a curated record. NCBI's taxonomy places the organism in Eukaryota, Metazoa, Arthropoda, Insecta, Diptera, Drosophilidae.
UGGUUUGCAACUUCCAAUAAUCGAUAUUAAAAGAACUAUUAGGGCUGCAUCAACUGUCGUCACGAAUCCUUCGUCGCAGCUGUCAAGCUUUAAACACGUUGAGCGAAGUUUGAGAAGAGACUUUUCCAAAUUAUGAAUGCGUUCGCCCACUUGGAUCUCUUUGAUGGCAUACCAGCCAAAUGCCCCGUGAAGGGCUGCUACCUGAAGAUGACGCCCCAGGAGCUGAUGGCGCAUGUGCUGAUGCGUCAUCGGCCCGAGGACUCGAUGCUGGAGAUUGGCUCCGACUGGCACACGGUGUACGACCUGGACCUGGCCAAGCUGGCGCCCGGCUGCAAUCACGUGGUGGGCGUCAUUGCGUAUGCCGGCUCCAACAGAGUGACCUGCAGCCGUCCCAUCGGACCGGAGCUGCAGCUCGUGAAUCAUCUGCCCAUAUUGCUAAUGAUGUACAUCAGCCCGCCGGCGCCCAAUCUGGAGCAGAUGUACGUGCUCUAUAUGAUAAGUCCGGUGGCCUCGCGCCGGGUGAGCGCCCAUGUCAGCCUGCUGAACGGGCCGGCGGGCCGCGAGGUGCGGGGCGUGCGCUGCCUGCGCAACUUCUUGGAUCCCCCGCUGCUGGACAGCGAGGAGCUGCUCCACAGCAACAUGGACUACCUGAUCUACACGGCAACGGACGUCUGGGAGCACUGCACCGCCGGCGACCGCUGCAAGCUCCAGUUCAAGGUGGUGCUGCAGGGUGAGCCGAAUCUGUUCGAAGCGCAGGAGAAUCGUCAAAGCGACGUCCAAUGACUCAACACCGUCGGAUGCUAAACAGCUGGCCCACAGACUAGCCCCUC